Acinonyx jubatus (cheetah) is the source of this 983-nucleotide messenger RNA. Its product is annotated as testis-specific H1 histone. The record is from RefSeq and is a predicted model, not a curated record. NCBI's taxonomy places the organism in Eukaryota, Metazoa, Chordata, Mammalia, Carnivora, Felidae. Bases 58 to 801 code for a protein of 247 amino acids. The transcript has a single exon.
UCCCGCCUUGGCUGGGGAGGCCCAGAGCAGUGGCCCCGCGGAGGCGGGAGCGGGGCCAUGGCUGAGGUGCCUGGGCUCACUGGCGAAUCCAAAGGCACUGAAGUUAAAACCCAGCAGGCCACGGAAAAAACUCUCAGGGCACCGCCAAGGCGGGGUCCGCCCUCGGUGCUCAAAGUGUCCCAGUUGUUGCUCCGAGCCAUCACAGCACACAAAGGGCUGACGCUGGCCACUCUCAAGAAGGAGCUCGGAAAUGCUGGCUAUGAAGUGCGCCGGAAGUGCCGCCACUCAGGCGAAGCACCCAGAUCUGAUGUUAAGGGCACGCUUCUCCGAGUCAGCGGUAGCGAUGCCUCCAGCUACUUCAGGGUUUGGAAGAGUCCAAAGCCGAAGAGAAAGCCGGGACGCCCGAGGUUGGAGGGGGGCGUGCGCUCUUCGAGGAGGACUCCUCCUAGGCCACGGAGCCCACGGAGGCGCAGCACGCAUCGCAGGGCGGCCAAGAAGGCCAGGGAAUUAUGGAGACGGAGCACGAAGGGAAACACGAGGAUGAGGAAGGUCAGGCCAAGAGCCAAGGACUCGGUGCGUUCCAAAGCCAAGGAGGGAGCAAGGGCCAAGGUGAUGAACCAGGGGAGAGGUCGAACCAUGAAGGAAGACAUCAGGCCUAGGACCCGAGAGAAGAGGCCAAGCUCGAAGCCCAGGGAAGAGAAGCAGCAGGACCAGGAGACGUUGGUAAAACGCACCAUCCAGAAGACAUCCUUGGUUAAAAGUGACCUAAAUUUUAGCGGUCAGGGGAAGACCCAUGCAUGACCCAAGGGCUGUUCGCACAAAGACUUCUACUAAAGCUUAAAGUCCUCCGUAUGCAGCCGGAUGCCUGUAGUGUGGGAGCAAUUUCCCUUCCUCCAGGCACAGAUGCCUUUCCCCUUAGGCUCUAAUGAGAGCAGCUCUCACACACUGAAGUGGACAAAACUAUACACAAGACCUUUCCACUA